Xiphophorus maculatus (southern platyfish) is the source of this 2271-nucleotide messenger RNA. RefSeq lists its product as uncharacterized. The transcript is spliced from 2 exons. Lineage: Eukaryota; Metazoa; Chordata; Actinopteri; Cyprinodontiformes; Poeciliidae. The record is from RefSeq and is a predicted model, not a curated record. The coding region runs from base 114 to 1856 and encodes 580 amino acids.
AGCAGCUUUGAGGCUCUGGCCUCUCAGAUGUUGAGGGUCAAUUUCUUCCUGCAAAAACAAACUCUGGACACCUUGUUGGACCACAAGCCAGCUCUACGGUCAGCUGACGCACCAUGGCUCUAAAGAGGUCAGUUUUGUUGCUGUUGGCUUCAAUGAUCGUCCUUCACUGUGUGCGGUCAGAUCCUUUGACCUCAGCCGUCGGCUUGCAGCUGCCGUCUGGAAGUAAAGAGAAAACAGACAAGAUCCUAAAUUUUGGGAAAGAGUCCCUCUUUCUUCUCAAAGACAACAUGGAAAGCAUCGACUCUACGAAGCUGACAGCAGUCAUGAAGGGCAUUUCCAGCUUUGCUGCUUUUGCACCUGUAGUCUCCUCAGUCAUCAACAUGAUCCUGGUCUUUAUGCCUGAGGAAAACCCGGUGCUGAAUGAGGUGAAGAAAGGCUUUGCUGAGGUGAACCAGAAACUAGACUCUCUCUACAUUAAGAUCUCCAACCUGGCAACAGAUGUAAAAUGGCACAACUAUGCCAGCGUCUACUCCCAAGACGAACGUAUCAUCCUCAAUACCUGGAAGAAGUUUAGUGAGUUUAUGGAUAGAAGGGAAUCACCGAGUCCUGAGGAAACAAACCAACACAUUAAAGCAUUCACCAGCUUCUAUGAAAGACAAGGAACUGAGUCCAGUGUGUUGAAUUUUUACCACUACCUAACAGUGGAGGGCACGUCUCUGAGCGAAAACAUCAAUGAUCUGCUGAAGGAGAAGUUUAAAUGUGACGUUUCUGUGGUUGGCAGAUAUAACUUGUACUUGAGCAGCUUGUUUUGGAAGGGAAUGGUUCUCACCCAGUUCUACUGGAAACUCACUGAUGUCAACACUAAAAGCAAAGAAGCUGAACAUGUACAGAUGUUCAAAAAGGUUUCUGAGGCUCAGCUAUCAGCUGUGGAGUUCUGCCUCAACAACCACAAGCAAUACUUGGAGAAAGACGUGGAUGAAAUCAUCAAAGAUCACAGUUCUGACGAAGCGUCCCUCGCUGCUAAGGUGAAACAAGCUUUGGACGACAAGUACAGCUGGUACAGCUGGGUGGUGGUGGUGUUUGACAGCAGCCAGUCCACAAAUCACAAGCUUUACACUGAGUUUACCUUCAUGACUGAUAAGUUUGUAGUGGGCAUAAGCUCCACUGUGAAGGCAGAUAUGAUGGAUGUUGAUCAAGUGAAGGAUAUAGCCAGAGAGUGUUUUGAAGAUAAGAAAUGUGAAAUCAAAGUGACAGCACAGAGAUGCAGCCAUAUAUGGCAUUCAAAGGAUCUUGAUUAUGGAAUUUUUAUUCCUUUGAAAAAAUAUGUUGAAGUUACACAAGUUGCAUAUAGAAAUCAGUUUGUAGAGGUUCCAGAGCCGUUUCACAGAGUGAAGUGUUACUGGGAUGGAUAUGAAAGUUGGAUUUCUUUUCAUUACUCCAGACACUCGUCUGUCUGUGUCACCAAUCAAUGUCAGAAUAACGGAAAAUGCAAGAGGCUGGUCAGAUCCAACGAGUGGUUCUGUGAUUGUCAGGACGGUUACUAUGGAGACACAUGUGAUAAAAUAAUCAACAUGACAAUGUUGAUUAUGCUGGUUGGGCCUCAGUUAGGCCCAACCAGCAUAAUCGAGUAUAAACAGUUACUCAUGAUCGGCGGCAGUAUUUCCAUUUUGAUUUUUUUGUUUGUUUUGGUGCUGAUAUUGGUUCUGAAACGUAAAAAGUGUUUGUCAUGCUGUCGACUCAACAGUUCAAGCCUGGAGUCAGAAAAAGUGGUGGAAAACAAGGUUCAGAGGAUGGUCCAAUUUCAUGAAAUGAGCCAAAGUGUUCAUUUCAAAGAGAUAAGCACUGGGAGAAUAUGAGCAGCUGUUCAUUAAUAUCAACUGAUUCGUUCACAGAAACAGUAAGUCCAGCUCCUGUAAGCCACUUGGUUCUUUUCUGUUUGUAUUUUAAUGCAAACAGAAAAUACACAAACUGUUUCAUGUUCAUUUACCUCUUGCCAUAUAUUGUUCACUGCCUUGUAUUCAUUAUUGUUCAAAAUGUCUUGCCGUAUAAUGUCAUUGUUUGAUAUCUGAUCAGAUUGAUCAACCAGCCGUCAGUAAUUAGGCUCCUUGGUUUCCUUGGUUUGUUCAUUCCUGUCGUUGCUCCUCCUGGAUAUUAAAUGUGUUUAUUUCUCCACCACAGUUUUGCUCUGCGUUCAACGUAAAAUCACCUUAAUGUAAGUCUGGAUGUAUUCAGUUUUUUAUAUGUGUUGAUGUCUUAUGAAGAUGUUCAGUU